Molecule: messenger RNA, 873 nt
Organism: Cavenderia fasciculata
Lineage: Eukaryota; Evosea; Eumycetozoa; Acytosteliales; Cavenderiaceae
Exons: 3
Coding region: 1-873 (290 amino acids)
Source: RefSeq, a predicted model, not a curated record
AUGGUGAUAGGUCAAUUAUUGGAUCCAAAGCUACUCAAACAUUUAAAUCAACCAUAUUAUAUCUACAACUUUAUAUCUGUCUCGCUGUAUCCUGUACUUAGAAUACUUGGAUAUCUAGAUAAACCAUCAAAUGAAAAGUUAACUAUGAUGUAUACAUUCUUUGCAAUCUUUGUAAAGGUUGUAAAAGCAAGAAGAAGGUUAAGGUUUGAUCAAUCAAUGUCUACAUCUCUACUGAUCGUAAAACUUUCAACUCUUUAUCUUUUAUAUCAAAUCGAUGCAUACUAUCAUAUUGUAGUUUAUAUAAUAAUUAAUGCUUUAAUAUUUACAUUUUAUACUGAUCCUAUUUACAAGGGACCUUCAUCUGUUGAAUAUUUGAAUCCAAUAUCUUUGGAUGAUAAAUUGAGUACGAGUAGAAAGAAAGAGGUUGAUGAUUAUUGGUUGAUACAACUUUAUGCAUUAUGGUCUCCACCUUGUACCUAUCUGGCACCUAUAUUCUCACAACUAUCUACCGACUAUACAAACAUACAUUUCGGAAAGAUUGAUAUUGGUCGAUGGAAACCAUUGGUACAUCAAUUCCGUAUCGAUGAUUCUGCACAAACCAAGACAAUACCAACAUUGAUCCUAUUUAAAAAUGGAAAAGAGAUAAUGAGACUUCCUCAUCGAGACAAUGAGCAUAGACUUGCAUUCGAUCCGACAAUAGAAAAUACUGCAUUAACCAACUUUAAACCAAAUAUUUUGGAAAUUACAAGCCAAGUUGUUAAAGAAUAUUUCCAACUAGAACAAUUAAAUUAUGAUGUAAAGAAACAAUUAACAAAAUCAAAUAGAGAUAAAAAGUCUAAUAAUAAGAGUCAAGAAGAUAAAAAGAAUAAAUAA